This is a messenger RNA of Oenanthe melanoleuca, 1362 nucleotides long. RefSeq names its product apurinic/apyrimidinic endodeoxyribonuclease 1 (gene APEX1). Gene Ontology annotation, cellular component: nucleus. Gene Ontology annotation, biological process: base-excision repair. The record is from RefSeq and is a predicted model, not a curated record. Bases 134 to 1045 code for a protein of 303 amino acids. NCBI's taxonomy places the organism in Eukaryota, Metazoa, Chordata, Aves, Passeriformes, Muscicapidae. The transcript is spliced from 5 exons. Gene Ontology annotation, molecular function: double-stranded DNA 3'-5' DNA exonuclease activity; endonuclease activity; DNA binding.
CGGGCUGAGGUACGGCGGGCGGUGAUUGGUCCCGGGGCUGAGGUACGGCGGGCGGUGAUUGGUGCCUGAGCUGAGGGGCGGAGCUUUGAUUCGAAGGGGGCGUGUCCUGUGCCCUGUGGGCGGGGCCAGCGCGAUGCCGAAGCGCGGGAAGAAGAAGGAGGAGAGCGGCAGCGGGGACGAGGCUGUUCCCGCCAAGGCGCCCAAGGCGGGGCCGGCCCCGCCCUACGAGGACCCGCCCACCCGCGAGGCCACGCCCGAGGGGCGGCGCUGGACGCUCAAGGUGACCUCGUGGAACGUGGACGGGCUGCGGGCCUGGGUGCGCAAGGGCGGGGCCAAGUGGGUGCAGGAGGAGGCCCCCGACGUGCUGUGCCUGCAGGAGACCAAGUGCGCGGGCGCGGCGGUGCCGCCCGAGGUGCGGGCGCUGCCGGGGCUGCCGCACCAGUUCUGGAGCAGCGCCAAGGAGCGCCCGGGCUACAGCGGGGUGGGGCUGCUGGCCCGGACAGAGCCCCUGGAGGUGACCUAUGGCAUCGGCGACCCCGAGCACGACGCCGACGGCCGCGUGCUGACGGCCGAGUUCCCGUCGCUCUUCGUGGUGUGCGCCUACGUGCCCAACGCCGGCCGGGGCCUGGCGCGGCUGGAGCCGCGGCUGCGCUUCGACGCCGCCUUCCUGUCCUUCCUGCGCCGCCUGGACGCGCGCAAGCCGGUGCUGCUGUGCGGCGACCUCAACGUGGCGCACGCCGAGGCCGACCUGUGCCACCCGCGCGCCAACCGCGCCAGCCCGGGCUUCACGCCGCAGGAGCGCGAGGGGUUCUCGCGGCUGCUGGGCGCCGGAUUCGUCGACUCCUUCCGGCACCUGUACCCGGAGGCGCGCGGCGCCUUCACCUUCUGGACCUACCUGGGCGGCGCGCGGGCGCGCAACGUGGGCUGGCGGCUGGACUACGCCGUGCUGUCCCGGCGCCUGCUGGGGGCGCUGUGCGACUCCAAGAUCCGCAGCGCCGUGAUGGGCAGUGACCAUUGCCCCAUCACCGCCCUGCUGGCUGUCUAGGCCGGGCUUAGCCUCGGGGUUUGGCUUAAAUUAGGCUCAGAGUGGGAUUUCUAAAGCGGCGUCGCGCUGGUUUUAGUUGGAUGGGUGUUGGCGUAAAGUGGGAUUGAAUCGGCACAAAGUAAAUUUGGGUUAAAUUGGCACAAAGUAAAGUUGGAUUAAAUUGGCUCAAAGUAAAUUUGGAUUAAAUCGGGACAAAGUAAAGUUGGAUUAAAUUGGCUCAAAGUAAAGUUGGGUUAAAUUGGGACAAAGUAAAGUUGGAUUAAAUUGGGACAAAGUAAAGUUGGAUUAAAUUGGCACAAAGUUGGAUUAAAUUGGCU